Messenger RNA from Pelagomonas calceolata, 666 nucleotides. Lineage: Eukaryota; Pelagophyceae; Pelagomonadales; Pelagomonadaceae. The record is from the annotation of a GenBank genome assembly.
GUCACUGGAGAGCGGAUCGAGACCGCUCUCCCUGCUGUCCGCGCGCGCGCAGACUAGCUCACGGACAGCCAAUCGACAGCAUUCAGCGCGCGCCCAAGUCGACCUCGUGGCGCGCGUGAAACGCCAGUCGCCGUCGAUCCACGGAUCACAAAUUUCACAAAUUUCACUGUCAAAGCACAGGAGACCUCUGCGUUCAGAGCGACGCGCGAGCAAGAUCAAAGCCGCGCUUAAUCGAGACUCAACAAAGCGCGAAGGCUCCUAAAAUCCAAAGCAUGGGCGCCCGCGAAUCCGUGCCGGAAAAGGCCGCGGACGCAGGAAAAGUUGUGCUCAGGGUGCGCCUGCACUCGCUCGGGCAUGGUUGGAUGGAGGAGAGGUUCAUCGAUGUCACCUGCCCUGCCGAUAUGAGAGCUGGCGUAAUUCUCUCGAAGAUGCGGGCGCAGUUUUUACCGCGGCGGCGGCGACGGCUGUGCAGCACGGCGAUCUAACAAUCCUUCUGAAUCAAUCGAUCGUGACGAGCGCUCGGCGCGGCGGCCCUCUCGAGGGGUCGACUACCGCGGUGGGGUCCUGUGGCUCCCACGCGUGAAGAGGGCGCGUGGCGUCCGCCGCGGCGCCCGGCGCUGGCACUUGGGCCGAUAGGAACCACUGGAGUAACUUUUUUUGCUACAG